Messenger RNA from Camelina sativa (false flax), 1311 nucleotides. The record is from RefSeq and is a predicted model, not a curated record. Lineage: Eukaryota; Viridiplantae; Streptophyta; Magnoliopsida; Brassicales; Brassicaceae.
GAAGGCUUUGGGAGGCACGAUCGAGCAUUCUUCUCUACAGUGACUGUCUGUCUCCUUCUGACUCUCUCGUCUCUGUGUGUGUCUCUGGGAUAACUUUGUAAGCAAAGAUGGAUGAGUUUUUACAAUCGCUUACAAGCUCGGCUGGCAUCUGUCAUCCAGAUUGUGUACGAGCAAGAAAUGCGCAAGAUGAUUACGAUGCAUCUCAAUCUGCAGCUUUGGUAGCUGUGAGUCUGAUUAGCUCUGCACGGGUUAUCUCCAAACUCGACGCUGAGUAUACUGAGUACUCAGCUCAGUAUUUGGUGGAUAACGCUGGGAAGGAAGAAGUGGAGGGAGAAUUGGAUCAACCACACUGUCAGUACACUAUGGAAAACAUACUUCGGUACUUGGUUGAAAACGUUUGGACCAGGAGGGAAGAUAGGCCGGAAGAAUUGGAUCAACCACGCCAUGACCUCACUGUGAAAGAAUGCCUUGAGUUUGCUUUCAAAAAAGGGCUACCAAGAGGAGAACAUUGGGCUCAUUUGGGAUGUGUGUCCAAGGUUCCCCCAUUUGCUUGUCAGAUACCUCGCGUUCCCAUGAGAGGAGAAGUGAUUGAGGCUACCAAUUGGGAUGAAGCAUUUGAGCUGUUGAAACAACAACCGAUGGGAGCAAGACUACAUGUCUUCAGUCCAGAGUUUUAUCGUGUUGGAGAGGAGGGACUUUACGAGGGGCCUUCAGGUAAUGGAACACGGUAUGUCGGACUUAGAGAUGUGAUAGUUGUUGAAGUGGAGAGGAUCGAGGGAGAGAUUGUCGUGACUGUUCAGAUAUUCUACAAGAAGAAGACCUCAUUUGUCAAAGUUGCUAUGAGAAGUAUGUUACUCCCGGUUAAUGGUGUCGACGAGUCUGAGGUCACAGAGCCUACCACACUGCUUGUUGACUUCUGUAUCCCACGUUUAACUAUCAACUAAACCAGAGCUGAGAUCUUGGUAAGUAAGUAUCUGGAGAACUUUAUGCUAGCUGUGGAGCUUGUUUGUUGGUCCUUUCCUUUAUUAAGAAUGUUUCAGACUCUUAUUUUCUGUCUAAGAAGUUAAGUAUCUUAAAAACCGUAUGAUUGUUGUGGAACUCAGUUUGUGGUUUGAAAUUAAAGAUUGUUUUAUGAGACCUUUUAUCUGUGUUUUAAGUUGUAUGUAUGAGUUAUGAGUUGAUAGCAUAAACUAGGUCUCUCUGGUUCAUAACAUCUAGGUCUAUUACAUUUUAUUUUCUUAUAAAUUAUAUGGGCUCCCUUAAUCGAACCUUUCUACUAAUCAUGUAAGACCAAAUCUAAAGUAAAAGUGA